Necator americanus (New World hookworm) is the source of this 2406-nucleotide messenger RNA. RefSeq lists its product as uncharacterized. The record is from RefSeq and is a predicted model, not a curated record. Gene Ontology annotation, molecular function: syntaxin binding. Lineage: Eukaryota; Metazoa; Nematoda; Chromadorea; Rhabditida; Ancylostomatidae. The transcript has 21 exons. The coding region runs from base 1 to 2406 and encodes 801 amino acids.
AUGUCACGCUGUCUUCUGGAGGAACAAGCACCACAUGGUUUCGAGAUGAGCCAACUUAUGUUCAGUGAUGAUGACGAUGUUAGCAGACACGCCGCAGAUCUCGAGCAAAUUCACAAAUCAAUCGCUCUUAAUGAGCCGUCCUUCUUACCUUUCAACUCAGCCUAUUGCAAAGAGAAUCAGAUUAGCUGCACCCGGUUAGAAAAGACGCCGAUUUACCGACGUCUCCAUCCUGAGCGUAGGUGCCCGCUCGGAGAAGUGUUCGUCAAACCAUUCGUUCCGGUUACAAACUCAAACGAUGAGUAUGAAUUUGGGAGCGAUCACGAUGCUUGCAAUGAACAAGCUGUCAGGUCUUCCUUCUCAUAUUCGCGCCCUCCUUCAACUGAAUCGUCUGCUAGCUCCGGUUCGGCUACUGAUCAGCGCCCUAACACUCCGCUUUCUACAAGUAAUACUCCACGCCUAGAUCGCAGGAAAAGAUUACGGCUUCAGAAAUUACGUGAUGCUGUAAUUGCAGCUCGCAGUACCGCAAGCGACGAUGAUCAAGAGUUCGUGCCUGGACCAUGCGAGUUUGGGUCUUUGUUAGACGAUCAGGAAACUCCAACUAGGAAACUGCGACCGCGAAGAGAACUGUGGAAUUCUGAUGAUGACCUCCCGCUUGCGGAUGUGCAACUUCAAGUAGUGCUCGACAUAUCAGAGAAGGAGGCACAAGCAUUUGCUGCUCUUAAACGUUCUUCGGAAUGUGUUUCCCCCGCAGAGGCAAACACUACUGACCACGAUGUGGAUGAUUUCGCCUAUCUUCCUACUUCCCAACCAAUCCAAUCCAAUCUUAAAAGAGGAGCGAAACGAAAACGUACACAACUGAGUACACCUAAAGCAGGUGAUUCGGACACCUUCAGCCCACGAAGUGUGAAAGUCACUCGCACUGCUACCUCUAGUGUGUUUAGGAGAAAGCGCAGACAUACCACAGGUGAAUGCCACACACUAACAGAGGGACAAAGCGAUUCAGACAUGGAUCAACCAUUAUCUCAUUUCGCUACGUUCAGCGAUGUUCACAAAAUGUCUCGUAGUACUGCAAAAAAGAAGAAAUCGCGGUUAAGCUGUGGAAACUCAACGGACGAAGAAUACAAAGGGUCUGACAGCGAAAUGCCUCUAUCCGAAAUCCGUCGUCGACAGCGAAUUGUUAAUGAUAUCACCGGAGAUCUUUGUGGCUACCUCAGAGGUGUUGAUAAAUAUUUUAACGAAGUGUUGCUGGACCUAUUGAUUUGUGACCAACCAACCAGCCACUUGUUGUGGACCUCUUGGAAGAUUGUCGACGACAAAUCCGGGAUGAAACCGCCACGGUCCACCGCUUCCACGGAAUCAGGGAUGGAAAUCGUCCAGAAGUCGUUGGAGGGAUUAAGCCUCGAGGAUAAAGUUACAAAAUUAUUGAAGAGAGUAGUAGAAAGCGAGGAUCAGAACGCUAAAUUGAGGGAAAAAGCUGCUCAGGUUGACAAGGUAACAAAAGCUAACGCUUCUCUCGAAAAGAAAUUGGAAAAAACAAAUUUGAUUCUACUAAAAACUGAAGAUGCUAAAGGAAAGCUUGAAGAGCUAUGCCGCGAACUGCAAAGAAUGAACAAACAAAUCCGUGAAGAUAGCCUCAAUAAGGUACGACUGCUUGAGCACGAACGGCAGCAAGCUGUGGAGCAGCUGCGAACUGCUCUUAAGAGUAUCGAAGCAAGUAUGAACGAAGGCAAGGAACGAUCGGAUGCUUUGGCUGCCGAUAACGGAAGAUUAGCGGAGAAAUUAAAAGAACUCGGACAAGAAUACGAGUCGCGAAUCACUGCCAUUCAAGAACAGUAUAAAGAAAAGGACUCUUACUGGCAAGAGUAUAACAAAGCCAAGGAUAUAGAAAUAAAACUGUUGAAGACAAAAUUAGAAGCGGCAGAAAUCAACGCACAGAAAUCCGCUUUGGAAAAGGAAGAGUUGACGAGGACUUUCGUUGAAGGAACGGCUAGAAUGGGUGGUGCAUUGGAGAAUGAAAAAGCGCUUAGAGCUGAGGUGAAGCGAUACGCUGGAAGAUACGAAGAAAUCACAAAAAGUUUAGCGGAAAGCAAUGCUGCGUUUGACAAGUUUAAGAAGGAGAUCGAUAGGGUGAACGCAAAUUUCAAAAAAGUCGAAACGGAUUCGUUUAAAUGGAAGCAGAAAUACGAAGAAGCGUCGAAGAAUGUAUUGGUGUUGACGAUGGCAAAGAAGGAGUUGGAGGAGAACGCUGUACUACAACAGAAGAAACUCGGCCAACUCGAACAACUUUGCCGAGCUCUCAGCUCUCGACAAACGAAUCCUACUGCCACACCCACCACUGAUUCGGCCGCCACCGCCACCGCCGCUCUCACCUCCCCAACAGACCAAGCCUCUUCCUCGUCGUCAUGA